CCUUGAGAUGCGGGUAAAAAUUUGUUUUCAUUUUAAUUACAACUGAGCUAGCUAGAGGUAAAUCGUGGGAUUCCCAGAAGUGAAGGUUAGGUCUCACAACAAUAAUUUGGCGCCCAAAAACGUGGGGCAAUUUCAGGGAAACGCGAAAGUAGGUAAAAAUUUUGUAGGUAAAUUCAGAUUAGGGUUGUUUUGUCGUUCGGGUAAAAAGUUAUUUUGGUACCCAGACAUGUCAUUUUUCAGGGAAAAGAGGUGUCCAUUGUGGAGGUUAAUUGUUAUAGGAAUUUGUAGGAUGCGUAGGCGUAGGAACUUGUUAAAAUGUGACAGGAAGAAUUUGGUAGGGUGUUUUUGCAAUUUAAAUUAGAUUAGGAUGUUUAGGAUAGGAUUAGUUACGGGGUAGGUAGUGUUAGAAUUAGUGUUAGGAUUUUUUUUUGGAACGUGAUUUUUAUUCAAGACGAGAAGAAAGAAGAGUUGUUCACGAUGGGAGUGUCAUCUAUUCAGGCAGCGAAUUUUGCGGUGUUUAUAGAAGCGAUAAGGGAGUUGAAGAAGGAUUUGGGCGAAAAAAUGGAUGAAAUGAAAGAGGAAAUCAGACAAGACAUAGAAUUAAUGAGAAAGAAGCGAUCAAAUGAGAUGGUAAUUAAAGAAGAAGUUGAAGUUAAGGAAGAAGUCGAGAUUGAAAAAGUUCAUAGGCAAGAUGAAGAAGUCGUACAAGAGAAAGAAGAUGAAGGGAUUUUAGUUGAAAAUAGGGUUGAAGUAGGUAGUUAUUUUAUUGCAGGAACUGGUAGGGAACCAGAAUUGAAGGUGAAGUUGUAUUGCGUGAAUUAUAGGAAGUUUGAAAUAGAAGAUGAGAAUAGGGAUUUGAAUUAUAUAAUAGCGAAGAGUUUUGUGGAUAAUAAGAUUUAUUGUAGGGGUAGAAAUUUACAGGCGAAUUUGUUUGAGAUUAAGUAUGUGAAAGGGAGUAAUAGUUUAAAAAGGAAUAAUAAUGUAUGUGUGGACGUUUUAUCAAGGAAAGGAAUAGGCGGGAAGGAGAUAGGAACUAAUUAUGAGAUUUUAGAUAACCAGAUAAGGGAGAAUUAUUUUCAGGAUUUUUGGAGGAAUUUUUAUUAUGAUAGGGUAGUAGGAGACGUAGAAUUGGAAUUAUCGAUUGAGAAUGAAGGGAAUUUGUGUAGCUUUGAGCAGGAUGAGGAUUGUAGGAAGCAGGAUAAGAUUAAAAGAGUUAGGAGUAGUGAGUUUUUGGAAGUAGUAGGCAUUGAUUAUUUGAAUAAUUUAAUUAUGAGUGAAAAGGGUAAACGGAUUGUUGUAAUUGAAGAAUUAAGAGAUUAUGUUAUGUGUGGGAUUUUUAUAGAGAAGCCCUGGAUUAAUUUAGAAAAGGGGGGAGGAAAAGAAAAGCGAGAAUGGAAAAAGUUUAGGAAAAAGAUUAGGAAUGAUAGGGAUGGUUCCCAGGCGUAUUUGGUUGACAGUACAGUGCGACAGUUUGAUUUUUGAUUUAAUUUUAGAUUAGGGAUGAUAGGUUAGGUUAACUGCUGGAAUAGGUCGGACCUAGGUUGAAACAAUGCCGAAGAUGGUUCGAUCUAUCCGGCAUUUGAAUAGUUAGCUAAGGGUUGGAGAGUUACAGUAAAUUAGUGGUAGUUCUUAAAAUUUUAUACUAGGAUGUUGAAAUUUCUCAGGCUCAGCUGGUGACGUCACCGUGCGGGGUUUCAGUAAUGACUAGGGAGCUGUGUUAGGCGAUCGUGUCCGAAUACCUAAAGCAGGUCCCGAAGUUUUUUUAAAGUUUUAAUUGGUAAAUUGAAAAAAAAAAAACCCUGUAAUUCCAAUAUUUUGUUUUGUUUUCAUAGUCAGGGGAGGAUUGUAAUUUUGUGUUUUUGUGUUCAAUUUAAA
Molecule: messenger RNA, 1875 nt
Organism: Photinus pyralis (common eastern firefly)
Lineage: Eukaryota; Metazoa; Arthropoda; Insecta; Coleoptera; Lampyridae
Exons: 2
Coding region: 478-1482 (334 amino acids)
Source: RefSeq, a predicted model, not a curated record